Messenger RNA from Scutellospora calospora, 308 nucleotides. NCBI's taxonomy places the organism in Eukaryota, Fungi, Glomeromycota, Glomeromycetes, Diversisporales, Gigasporaceae. The record is from the annotation of a GenBank genome assembly.
AUGGUAAAUAAAACUAUAGAUGAGAAACGACCUAUAUUUAUUGGAAUAGCUCAAUCAGUUACAAAACUUUUAGAUAAAAUGGAACGUAAUAUUAUUACAAUGCGUGGAAUUCAAUAUAAUGAGACGUUUGUUGAUUUUCUUGUAAGAUGUGCAUAUAAUUAUUCAGAACCAAUUAUAUGCACAAAAGAUCAAACUAAAAUUGAAGAAAUGAUUGAAGUAGAUCAUCAUCAUACUCGGUUUGUUGGAUGUAUACAAACACAACAAACAUCUAUUUCUUAUUCAAUGACAAUUGAUGAACUUCAUCAAAA